Molecule: messenger RNA, 4559 nt
Organism: Bombus huntii
Lineage: Eukaryota; Metazoa; Arthropoda; Insecta; Hymenoptera; Apidae
Product: collagen alpha chain CG42342
Exons: 25
Coding region: 1052-3130 (692 amino acids)
Source: RefSeq, a predicted model, not a curated record
GAGCGUCGCCCCACCACAUCCAGUCGUACUGCGAAUGCCACGCUGUGAGCUUCGCAUUCGCGGUAUUUCGGGACUUUUCAUUUGCUCAAUAAAUCGAACUUCGUUGUCACGGCACAGUGUUUCCGUUUCGUCGACGAUAUCCGCGUGAACGAUAGGUCGUUAGAUUUGACUCGAUGUUUUGUAGAAAUCGGGAUUCUUCGUUGUUUCAACGGUAGUUGUAGUUGCACCGUUGGCGCUGCUUUUUCCAGUUCGAAGCUAGCGUAAGCGUGUGCCACACGAGAAGGUACGGUCCGAGUGGCGAAAACCGGUGAUCGAGGUUAUCGAGUGUUUCCUCGCUGAUUUAUCUAAUUCCGAAAUUAACGGAGAGUGUGGAAAGUGCGCAAGCCGGAGAAAUCGCGAUGCGACAGCGCCGGGAGAUGCUCCAUUUGCAGUGGCAGCGGCAACAGGAAGGACAAGACGUUCCGACAGCAAGAUAGAAAGGUUACCGAAGGAACAAACUGGCGCGUAGUUAGAUAGCAGCGUGAUUGACUCGAGUCGACCGGUAGGGGGACGCUGUCAUUUCUUGUUCGAACAUUUAAAACGAGCGCGCGGUUUAGCGGAACACUCGGUUCUGGUUGGUGGGACCGUUUUGUUGUUUACCAACGUCUGUGUGUGGUCAAACACAGGAACGUCGAUUACUCCGAGGAGAGAGGGUCGGAUAAAAAGGUGAAAGAGCGAAACGAACACGUUCGUUCAAGGUAUAUAGCGAAAGGGAGAGAAAGAUAGAGAGAGGUAGAGUAUAGGAGAACGCGUGCUCGUUGAAGAUAGAAGAAGAAAGAACGAUCGCUAAGAAAGAGAGGUAAGCAAUAACGGCAAGUGGGCGCACGAGAUGCAUUCCAGAUGGACGAUGACGCCGCACAGUCUGUAAGACUCGCGUGGUUUCUACGUUCUAUCGCGUUUGUCCGUGAUUGUCGUGUCAGGACGUAUCGACGAUCGUCGGGUGGGUUAUGACGCGCGCUUAACGCGCUGCGUGCACGAAUAGAAGCGAACGUGUGUCGAUCCUGUGUACAACAUGGAGUCCGACACGGCGACCGACUGGCCGUCGCCGAGAAAGAGCUCCCUCGAGACAUCGAUGCCAUGGAAAUUCCGUAAGGAUUCAUGUCGAACGACGGGGGGUGCGAUACUCAAUUGGGCAAUGUGCGCCCUCUGUAUUACCAGCUUGGCUGUGUCCAGUCUACUCGUGUACAGGGAAAUAGGAUUGGAAUCGCGGAUCGCCAAUUUGGAGGCUCGUUGUCAAAUUCAAGAAAUGCCGGACGUUCUUAUUCAGAGGCUCAAGAGAGAAAUUCAGGAACAGUUGGAGGUGCAUCGGCCAGCGUUCCAGUCGAACGUUUUUCGGAUCAAACGAGACGUUUCCGAGUGCAAUUGUCCACCAGGUCCUCCCGGUGAGCCAGGUCCUCCUGGAAAAAGGGGGAAAAAAGGGAAAAAAGGUGACCCCGGGGAACCAGGCCCGCAGGGUGUGGCCGGGACGCCGGGCAAGAACGGUUUUCCGGGACCUAUUGGGUUAGAUGGACCAAAAGGUGAGCCGGGACGACCCGGAGAAAAAGGACAGAAAGGCGAACUGGGAAGUCCGGGCUUUGACGUCUUUUCCGCAGUAAAGGUCAAUGCACAGGGAUUAGGGUUAAAGAGGUCGGUGACGACGCUCCGCGGCGGGACGCUUGGCUAUGCGGAAAUCGUCGCUCUGAAGGGAGAGCCAGGCGAACCUGGACCACCGGGGCCACCCGGUCCUCCGGGAGCCGAAGGUCUUCCUGGGCACGAAGGCAGGCAAGGAUCUCCGGGUGACGUUGGGCCACCGGGUGAAAAGGGAGCAUCAGGAUCGACUGGACCAAUUGGUCCGCCUGGUACGCCGGGACUUCCAGGUCCUAAGGGUGACAAGGGCGAGAGAGGGGAUCGAGUUGUAACAACAUCCUUAAACGGGGAACCGUUUCCAACUGGAGUAUUCGAAGGACCCCCCGGUCCACCAGGACCACCUGGGCCCCAGGGCGAGAAGGGGGAGCUGGGUCCGACGGGACCACCCGGUCUGCCGGGAGAGAAGGGUGCCCGGGGAAAGCAAGGGAAGAGGGGUUUCAAGGGUGAAAGCGGUGUGGCAUUGAUGAGAGGCCCACCCGGUCUACCGGGUCCAAAGGGUGAACCCGGAGAACGGGGUUACCGAGGCGAAAAAGGCACCAAGGGAGACACGGGCUCACCAGGACCAAAGGGAGAACAAGGACUACCUGGUCUACCUGGACUCAACGGAACGGAUGGGGAAACUGGUAUUCAGGGUCCUCCAGGAUUGCCAGGUAUUUCUGGACCGAAAGGUGAGAAAGGUGACUACGGAGACAUCGGACCUCCAGGACUUAUGGGACCACCAGGUUUGCCUGGUCCACCGGGUUAUCCAGGGUUGAAAGGUGAAAAAGGAGAAAAAGGUGAAUCGAAAUACAAGAAACUCAGGCGAAGGCAGGGAGACGGUACUUUCGAAGUGAAUGCCGGCGAAGUGAUAAUGGGACCACCGGGACCACCUGGUCCAGCUGGUACUCCUGGGCUUCAAGGUCCACCUGGCAUAAAAGGCGACCGAGGACACGAUGGUGCAAAGGGCGAUCCUGGAGAGAAGGGUGCCAAAGGAGAUCCUGGUCCAAUGGGACUACCCGGCCCCAUGGGACUGAGAGGAGAAUCCGGAAAACCCGGGGAUGCCGGGAAACCUGGUGCCAUGGGGCCACCAGGAUUAGACGGCAUGAAGGGUGCACAAGGAGAACCAGGCACAAAGGGAGAAAGAGGGGAUCCUGGCCUACCUGGUACCGAUGGAAUUCCUGGCGCGGAGGGACCGAAGGGAGAGAAAGGUGCUAAAGGCGAAUCUGGACCGCCAGGGAAACGCGGUAGGAAAGGCGACAAAGGCAACAAAGGAGAUCAGGGUGUACCCGGACUAGAUGCUCCAUGUCCAUUAGGAGCCGACGGACUUCCGUUAGCAGGAUGCGGUUGGAGACCACCCCAGCAGGACAUCACUAGCACCUCGAUACCAGCUGUCGAAGGUCCUGAAACUUCAGAGACGGAUUACGAAGAACCAGAAGAGGACUACGAGGAGUAUACGGAUCCGAACGCAAAUCUAGCCGAGCAAUAAUUGCUCGUUGUGCGCUGCCCUAAUCACUACCAACAACUACCACAACUACUACCACUACCAUCACCACUACAACCACCAAAACCACCACCGCCAUCGCCCUCAUCACUCGUCUCACCUUGCUCUCCCAAACUAACGUGGUCCUGAGAAGAAGGAAUAUUCUUCAUGAUUGGCUAGAAGAGGAAGCCGAAAAAGAAGAGGGGCAGUGAUACAAGUAUUUUAAAAGAAGAUAGUACAUAUUUUCAAAGACCUCUGUGUAUACUCCAUCGUAAAAAUACAAUUCAUCCAGUUUAACGCGAAGAAAAUCGAGCUAUGUAUUUAAGAAAAAGAAAUAUAUAUAUUUUUUUACAUAUAUAUAUUUUUUUUUCUUUUUUGGCAUAUAAAAUACAUGUAUGCCGAAAUAAUCUUCUUGCCAUCGGGUGUUGUAAAUAAGUGUACUUACAGUGUUUAGCGUCCGCAAAUAGUGCGUGUACAUAAAUAUUUAGAGCUUACUACCGAAAAUGCGGUUAGAACGACAUCAUAAUUUUAUCGACAAUUUGUUUAUAAUGUAAACGUAAACAUCAGUAAUUUAUAAAUUACUUUAUUUCUAAGGAGAGUAAAAUUAAUGACCGAAUUAUCCAAAUAUCGUUUGCACAACGUAAUAUAGCGAUAGCAAAGUUCUAAAACAAUAAACAAUUUUAUUGGUCUAUCAACAUUAUUGUCAACGUGUUUUCUUUGCUAAAAUACGUUGCACUCUAUGCGAAGAAAUAAUUUUUCUCUCUGCGUGUUUUUUAUGUGGACAUAUCUCGUGGAAGCACAAGAUGUAAAAAGUUGAAAACAUUAAUCAUUUUGCUCUACCUUCUUUAGCUGAAGAUGAAUUGAACGUAUAUUCACGUAAAUUUCAGUCAAUGUUAUUUUUAUGUUUAUUUAUUUGCUUGCUAAAAUGCAACCAAAUGCAUUUAAGCAUAAUUAUAAUAUUAUGUAUUUAUAUAGCUGCUAUUAAUUAUUACCUUUAUUAUACAUUACUAUGUUUCUAAGAUUCUUUUUAAUUUAAAUUAUAUUAUUCUCGCCAGAUCUAGUUUUCUCGCUUAAUCAAAAUUUGUAUAAUAAGUUCAACUACGAAACUUGGAAUUUUAUUUUUAUCGAAAAACUAAUGCCAUAUGAUUAUUUUAACGAGGAACGGUUGAAAAUUUCUUUUCCCAGUAUGUGUCAUUUAUGUGCACAAUACAUAUAUGCGUACCUAUGCCAUUUUAUUGCCUUCGGUACGUCUAAUAAAAAAGUGCACAUUUCUGCGCGAUCGCAAGGGAAGAUUUUUAUACAAAUAUCAGUUAAUAAUGCAUAUCUCGACAUAAUUUUCAUCUAGAUUAGUAAUAAUAUCAACUGUAAAGCAAAGGAGUAACGUGUACACAUUGUCAAUACUGUCAGGUAUUGUUAAAUAAAGAAUAAGUAUAUA